This is a messenger RNA of Dibothriocephalus latus, 227 nucleotides long. NCBI's taxonomy places the organism in Eukaryota, Metazoa, Platyhelminthes, Cestoda, Diphyllobothriidea, Diphyllobothriidae. The record is from the annotation of a GenBank genome assembly.
UGGGGCACCGCCGCCUUUACCCACGGCAACUACGCCUGCUUCGUCCUAUUUUUCACACCCUUCUUGUCUGCUAUCGUCGGCGUCCUACUCUACGAGCUCUGCAUUGGCGUCCAUCUGCCCGGUGCUGGAGAAAAUUCCAAAAACUACGCAAAGACGCCCGAGCUGCCGAGUUGAAUGGAUGCCCAGUCGCCCCUUCCCCCCGGUUCAUCUUGAUGUCACACAAGUAA